AUGGCAAACUGCACCAUGAAGGAUGCUCGCAGCAUUCCUGGCACCAACACUCAGUAUAUGGUGGAGAAGAUCAUUCGAAUGUGAAUCUAUGAGUCCAGGUACUGGAAAGAAGAGUGCUUUGGGCUGACAGCUCAACAGGUAGUUGAUAAAGCCACAGAGUUAAGGUUUGUGGGUGGUAUGUCUGGUGGCCACAUGAAACCAGCUCCUUUCCUUUGCUUGACUCUGAAGAUGCUACAACUCCAACCUGAGAAGGAAAUCAUUGUGGAGUUUAUCCAAAAUGAAGACUUCAAGUAUGUCCGCCUGUUGUGUGCACUGUACCUCAGGCUGACAGGCACUGCCCUGGAUUGUGACAAGUAUUUGGAGCCUCUGUACAAUGACUACAGAAAAAUCAAGUGGCAGAACCGUAAUGGGGAGUUGGAACUGAUGCAUGUCGAUGAGUUUAUUGAGGAGUUGUUGCACAGUGAGAGGGUUUGUGAUGUCCUUCUGCUACAUCUCCAGAAACGUUCUGAGCUGCUUCAAGAAUGCCAGACACUAGCUAGAUGA
Suncus etruscus (white-toothed pygmy shrew) is the source of this 543-nucleotide messenger RNA. Its product is annotated as pre-mRNA-splicing factor 38A-like. Lineage: Eukaryota; Metazoa; Chordata; Mammalia; Eulipotyphla; Soricidae. The record is from RefSeq and is a predicted model, not a curated record. Gene Ontology annotation, cellular component: precatalytic spliceosome. The transcript has a single exon.